Molecule: messenger RNA, 3746 nt
Organism: Ornithodoros turicata
Lineage: Eukaryota; Metazoa; Arthropoda; Arachnida; Ixodida; Argasidae
Product: golgin subfamily A member 3-like
Exons: 17
Coding region: 199-3495 (1098 amino acids)
Source: RefSeq, a predicted model, not a curated record
UCAUCACGAACUGUCAACGUUUCAAUAUGUCGUCUGUUCUUGUGCAGUUGAUUCGGUGUGGAACGAACGAUAAGUUCACCCAUUUGUUUUUGCCAGUAGUUGAAUUUUAAUAUUAGUGUGUUAGCAUACAAAAGUAGGCGGUGGAGUAAGCGGGUUAAAAGCGCUGCACGCGCGAGCUUACAUGGUCACCCGGCGAGUAUGGCCUACCUUGAACUAAACGUAGAACAAGUGACGCGCGCUGCUGAGCUUCUCGGGCCCUUACCGCAGGCCCACGACGUCGAGGAUUCUCUAAACAACGUCAUCGACCCACGGAUCGACCUCUCCACCAAUGCUCCCUGGGCAUGUGCGAGUCUAAAAGCUGAUGCUGAAACAGACGAGAAGACGAGCCCAGUGCAGAAGUGCGUAGAGGAACCAUCUGUAUAUCCAGACAUCCCAUUCGAAGUGGCCCGGUACUUGGCCUCGGAACAGCUGGAUCUGCGCGUACCGUGUACCGUAUCCGAGCCCAACCGUAAACCUGUGGCAUCUAGUGGGGGAUCUCCUCUCAGAGCUCCCCUUUCCCUCGCCCACAAUGUCCUUGCACUUAAGCAAACAACGAUAGGCAACCCUCAAGAAUGGGACACAGAGACGGCGAGCACCACAGAAAGCAAGUGCGAAGCUGCAGCCGAGAACUGGGCAGGGAGUCUCGACAUAUCGCACAAGGACUUGCCGUCAGUGCACCACUGGAGGCGAGAGUCCGGCACCAUGUCGGCCAAGGACGACACACAUUCGAUCUGUUCCGAAACAGAGUCCACGUUCUCAUUUUGGAGCAAGGACGGAGAGUUGCAGUCUUUACGGUCAACCGUUGCAGUACAGACGGAAGCUGACAGGGUGGUUGCGCGGCUGGAAGGAGAGCUGGAAUCUCUAGCGGCUGAACUGACGAGAGCCCUGCAGGAGAAAGCGCAGCUGCAGCUCACCGGGGCACGAGCGUUAGUCGCUGAGCAGGAAGUCAAGGGGGGAACUGGCAUGCAGCAAGUCAGGGACCUCGAGGAGCGAGUGUUGGAGCUAGAAGCUGAAGCCAUGCGCUAUCGUAGGGUACUCUGUGACUUCGAGGGACUCUUGGCACAAAAGGACUCCGAGGCGGAAGCACUGCGUGAGGAAUUAACUCAGCGUGACAGGGGCGAUAGCGACCUCCGUGCUGCUCUUGAAGAACGCAAGGUUGAACUGGAGGCCCGUACAGGAGCAUCAGAGGGUCUCAAGCUGAAGAUUGCAGACCUUCAUGUGGAAGUUCAGCGCAUGAAGGAUGAGAAGGCCAAGCUCGAGGGGCAGACCCGUACACUACGCAGCGAGCUAGCAACUGCUCAAAAGUCCAAGGAGUGGUUUCGACAACAACUUCACGAGAGCCAACAGAACCGAGACGAGAUUCACCGGAACCACGUGGCGUGUCAGGCCGAACGCAUUGCUCUGGCCGCGGAGGUGCAGCAGCUACGCACCGCGGAGGCACGUGCGCGUCGAGAGGUGGCUGCCCUGAACCAACGAUCUCUCGAAGAAAAGGCGGAGCUAGCCCACAGGCUGGAGGAGAUUCAAGCCCAGUGGGUGGCGACCCAGAGCACGAUGGCAAACAACGUAGAUGUCUCCAACAAUCAGACAGUCCCCAGUGCCAUCAACGGCCCUCACACUGAAGAGAGAAUGGCUGACCUGGAGCACCAGCUGAGUGGUCUUAUGAGUACUCUGGCAGCAAAGGACGAGGCCCUGCUCCAAGCUAGCAGAGAGAGGGCACAGUCAGCGCAGGAACUACACGAGGUGAAGCUGAAGCUGGGUGAAAGUGAGCUAUUGCGCCUGCAAAGCGAGGACCGGUUGCAGCACAGUGUUCAAAGUGAACAACGACUGCAAGCAGAGAUGUGCAAGGUUCAGGAAGAGCUGCAAGCCCUCAGGUCUGAGCAGGCCCAAACAUUGUCGGCUCUUGCGGCAGCCAAUGAGGAGAAGGCUGUGGUCCAGGCAUCUGUCUCCGAGAUGUCUGCCAACAUUGCGGGCUUGGAAGCUAACUUCAAGAUCAUGCAUUCUCAGCUGCUUGCCAAAUGUGCACAGGUAGAAGAACUUGAGAAAGCUAGAGGCAGCCACAUGCACACCCUUGCUGAAGCGCAGCCACAGAAGAAUGCAGUGCAGGAAACCAGUGGACAAACACCCUCAGACGAGCCAGCAGGGGCCAACCUUGAUAGUCCCGUUGAUCGUGGUAGAAUGGCUGUAGAGACGGACCAGCUCGUCAAAGCGUGUGAAGAAAUCGAACAGGAGAGCGCACAAACCAAAAAUGAUGCCUCUGGGGACAAAUUUAUUGCAAGAUCCCAGAAGUACAGCUUGAGUGUACUGGCGCGCAAGUUACGUGAAACGAGGCAACAGUUGCAGUGUGCUCAGGCGGAGCUGGAGCAGUACCGUUUGUCUGGUGCAGCGAUGGCAAAACCACAUGAAAAUGAUGAGACCAGUAGCGCAGAGAUUCAGAGGCUGCUGCUGCAACUUGAAAAGGAGCAAGGCAAGCUGGAAGGAUGUCGACAGGCGCAAGGCCAACUGGGACGUCAUGCCACAGAGUUGGAGAAGCAACUGGCCGAGAAAGAGGCUCAGCUAGCCCAACUGUCCUUCCAACUAAAACAGGUGGAAGAGAUGGCAUCCGCGGGACUUCAGCUCCGAGACGCUCAGAUGGAAAGCCUCUGUCAGGAGCUCUCCAAGGAACAGAGCCUCACCAAAGACACGAGACAGAAGGUGUACGAAGAAAAGAAACGGUGCGCACGUCUGAACAGUCUGCUGAACGGCACAAAAGACGCCCUGCAGGAGUCCAAAGCACAAGUCCAAGCGAAGCAGCUGGAGGUGCAGGACCUUCAGAAACAGCUGCAAGAGAAAGAAGCAGCUCUGGUGCAGGUCAGCUCUCAGUGCAAGGGUCUGAUGGAGCAAGUGGCACUGGAACAGCACAGGGCGCAGGAUCUGGAAUCACAGUUGCUGACGGCUCACGAACGAGAUCCUGCUCUUGAGCAGCACAUGAAGUUGCUCAGCUGGAAGGUGAAGGAAGAAAGCCAGCAAGUAGCUGCUCUUAAAGAGCAAGCUGCACGGUCAGGCGAAGCUCACCAAGAAGAGAUCGAGGCCAUGCGCAAAAUGCUUCAGGAGACGCAAAAGCGCUGCCAAACUCUGUCUUCCGAGCUGUCACUGGCACGGAAAGAAAAACUGGCUCUAGUAGCGCACUUGCAAGAAGUUCGUGCUGCUUUGCGGUCACGUCACGACCAGUACAAGGAGCUCCAGCAAGAGCUACACGAGGUGGCCGAAUCUGCCAAGGUGCCGCAGCUUCCAGAGCCAUCACCCUACCAGGAUGCAUAUCUGAAUCGCUUGCUUCAGCAGUGUGCAUUAUUGUCUGGCACAGGACCUCUUGGUCACUUGCAAGACUGCCUGCAUUCCUUAAAGCAAGAUUUGCACACCUUGCAAAGCCAAGUGAAGCAGCAGAGCAUUCCAGGUGGCACCGUAGAUGCCACUAGCUGAACGGACAACGACGGAGACCCCAACACCUCCCUACUGACUAGUGUCUUCUGCCACUUUAGCAGGUGGUCCCCAGUGCAAUGGUUUUCAACGUCCUAAUAUGUCUAGUCCAUGCUUAAUCUGCGAUAACUCAUUGUGCCUUAAUGAUGUAUACUCUUGUAUCUUCCACCAGUGUUGCCACAUACACAGUUGAAUCUCAUUAAUACAUGUGGGACGACAGGGUGUGUGCUUUCAGUAAAACACUGAAAUAUCCA